This is a messenger RNA of Periconia digitata, 1148 nucleotides long. The record is from the annotation of a GenBank genome assembly. NCBI's taxonomy places the organism in Eukaryota, Fungi, Ascomycota, Dothideomycetes, Pleosporales, Periconiaceae.
UGUAACACGCAUCCCAUGAAUAAUAGAAGGGGUUGCCCUAUCAAGAAACACAAAGAGGUGGAUGUAGUCGUAUUCUAUGCCAGAGUUGAAUUCACAUCAUUCUUACUAAGUGUCCGAACACUCAGAUGCGUUCAUUCAGGAUUCCAGACUGUUGGCCAGAGGGGAGCAUGGAAGCAAGCUGAACUGCUAGCUGGUUAUCCUAAUAGAUCUACCAAUUUCAUUCUUCUAAUCCUCAGAGUCUGUUCGUCGAAACCUAGACUUUCUGCAGUGCAUCGAUGUGUUCAAGGGUGCGAUGACUUCGUCUUCUGGCAAGGAAAGUAUUUUUUCGACCGCCCAAGAUGUCAGGAGCAAGGCGCAUAGUAAAACCAGAUUGCUUUAACGUCUUUUCAAGCUUACAAAGAAUAUAGAGCAUGUUGUGUUUACUUCGCAAAGCUAACAGGACAAGUUGUGGCGAAGAGCGACUCCGCGAUCAUCGAGAUGAAUGACAUCAUUUUGAAAUGACAUAAGCCAAGUGCUCCACGGCAAUGCGUCACGCAUAAGCCUACAAUAUAGCCAGCCCCCUCUGCUCCUAACUACCUAUUACUUCUUUAUGUAUUUUUCUACAAUGUAUAUCUGUAUUGAGGUCGUCAUGUCAGCCUUCUAGUCUACUCGCUUUACUACAUGCCUGUGUCUACACUGUGCCUAACGUGUAGAGCAGCCUAACAUGCCUUCUUCCACGUAUGAUUGCCAGCUGGGCUGUGGCCCAAAAAUGACGCCUUGAACACUCCAAGGUUCGACUGGCGUCGGCCUAGCACUAAGUCGACUGUACCUUGCACAGUAUGCUUUUGCCAUCCGUGUUAUGAUCCGCGAGAUUGACCACCUCCGCCAGAGAAUCCAGAGGGUCGAGCACUAGAGCAAAAGGAUGCCACAUUGAACGAUUUCCUGUCAGCUCCUCAUGUGCUCGCGUGAUUUCCAAUGUUCUCCGAAGUAAAAAUCACAAUUUGCUGGGCAUCCCAAAGAAAUACAUUGCGACUCCGAUAGAUGGACCCAGGCGCAGGAGAGGCAAAGUGAUCAAACAACAUGGUAAGCCAGUAGUACCGGUAAACUGGCAUAACACUCAGAGUGAGGCGCUAUUUCUACCAAUCACUUCCCCUGCAAGCCGACACACU